This is a messenger RNA of Vidua chalybeata, 3604 nucleotides long. RefSeq names its product DEAD-box helicase 18 (gene DDX18). Gene Ontology annotation, molecular function: RNA helicase activity; nucleic acid binding; ATP binding. The record is from RefSeq and is a predicted model, not a curated record. Gene Ontology annotation, cellular component: nucleolus. Bases 44 to 1984 code for a protein of 646 amino acids. Gene Ontology annotation, biological process: maturation of LSU-rRNA from tricistronic rRNA transcript (SSU-rRNA, 5.8S rRNA, LSU-rRNA). The transcript is spliced from 14 exons. Lineage: Eukaryota; Metazoa; Chordata; Aves; Passeriformes; Viduidae.
UCCCACGUGUGUGUGCCGGGAGCGCGGCGUUCCCGCUGCCGCGAUGUCGGUGCCGGCUGCUGCCAGCAACCUGCCCAUGCGGCUGCUCCGCAGGAAGAUCCACAAGCGCAACCUGAAGCUGCGACAGCGCAACCUGAAGCUGCGGGCGGCCCAGGGGGCAGUGCCCUCACCGAACGAGGCGGCUUCUCAGGAACCCCCGGAGGAGGAGGAGGUGGAAGAUGCGGCGGUGCCAGAGGUGGGUACAGCGGCCGAGGAGGGCGCGGAGCCUGCGGACGCAGCCGGACCCGGCAGCGGCGAAAAGAAGAAAAAGAAGAAGAAAAAGAGAAAAGCGGUGGCCAAUGGAGAAGAUGAUACAGAAACCAAAAAAGUAAAAACUGAAGAAGAUGAAUCUGCAGAGGCAGAAGAUGGAGAUAAGCAGGACUCUGGAGAGAAAGAAGUGGAAGAGGAAGAAGAUGAAGUGCCCAGUUUGCCACUAGGUGUAACAGGUGCUUUUGAAGACAAUUCCUUUGCUUCCCUGGCUGGUUGUGUCAGUGAGAAUACAUUGAAAGGCAUAAAUGACAUGGGGUUUACACACAUGACUGAAAUUCAGCAUAAAAGUAUUAAGCCUCUUCUGGAAGGCAGGGAUAUUUUAGCAGCUGCAAAAACAGGCAGUGGAAAAACACUUGCAUUCCUCAUUCCUGCAGUCGAGCUCAUCUACAAGCUGAAAUUCAUGCCUAGGAAUGGAACGGGUGUUAUUAUUCUUUCUCCUACUCGAGAGCUGGCUAUGCAAACCUACGGAGUUCUUAAAGAACUUAUGAAUCAUCACGUUCAUACCUAUGGUCUGAUAAUGGGGGGCAGUAACAGAUCAGCAGAAGCACAGAAGCUUGGAAAUGGAAUCAAUAUCAUUGUAGCGACACCAGGAAGACUGCUGGAUCAUAUGCAGAACACUCCAGGUUUCAUGUACAAGAACUUGCAGUGUUUAGUAAUUGAUGAGGCAGAUCGAAUCUUGGAGGUUGGAUUUGAAGAAGAAAUGAAACAGAUCAUAAAACUUUUACCAAAGCGCAGACAGACGAUGCUUUUCUCCGCCACACAAACCAGAAAGGUGGAAGAUCUGGCAAAGAUCUCUCUGAAGAAAGAGCCACUGUAUGUUGGGGUUGAUGACAACAAGGAGACAGCAACAGUAGAUGGUCUGGAACAGGGUUAUGUGGUCUGUCCAUCUGAAAAAAGAUUCCUUUUGCUCUUCACAUUCCUCAAGAAGAACCGGAAGAAGAAAUUGAUGGUAUUUUUUUCUUCAUGUAUGUCAGUGAAGUACCACUAUGAAUUACUCAACUACAUUGAUCUGCCUGUUUUGGCCAUUCAUGGUAAGCAGAAACAGACCAAACGUACUACAACGUUUUUCCAGUUCUGUAAUGCAGAGUCUGGAAUACUGCUGUGCACUGAUGUGGCUGCCAGAGGAUUGGACAUUCCUGAGGUGGACUGGAUUGUCCAGUAUGACCCUCCAGAUGAUCCAAAGGAAUAUAUCCAUCGUGUUGGUAGGACUGCCAGAGGAAUAAAUGGAAGAGGACAUGCUCUGCUCAUCUUACGACCAGAAGAACUGGGCUUCCUUCGUUAUCUUAAACAAGCCAGGGUACCGCUUAGUGAAUUUGAAUUUUCUUGGUCAAAAAUCUCAGACAUCCAGUCUCAGCUGGAAAAACUGAUAGAGAAGAACUACUUCCUUCACAAGUCAGCCCAGGAGGCUUACAAAGCUUAUAUCAGAGCUUACGACUCCCAUUCUCUGAAGCAGAUCUAUGAUGUCAAUAAUUUGGAUCUUCCAAAAGUCUGCCUUUCGUUUGGUUUUAAAGUGCCUCCAUUUGUUGACCUCAAUGUGAACAGCAACCAUGGUAGAAGACUACAGAAAAGAGGUGGAGGUGGGGGAUUUGGCUACCAGAAAUCAAAGAAUGUCCACAAAGCAAAAAUCUUCAAACACAUCAGCAAGAAAUCUGACAAUCGGCAGUUUUCUCGUUAAUUCUGGUCAUUAAAAUGCCUUGGGGCCGUGAAGUAGCUUGCCUUGAUCAAAACCAUCUGGCAGUUACUUCCAAUUUAAACAGCUCCUUUCCCAUUUUUAGGUCUCUUUAAGGAUUUUUUCUCUUCUGGGAACAUCUUUUGUUUUUCACCUCAGGAAGACUCUUCAGAACUGAGGCUAAAGGAGAAUAUGGCCAGGGAAUUUUGCCAUACUGGUUGUAAGGAAGAAGAUAAUUUAAAUUACCUGAAGUCAAUACUACAGAGAUUUUUAUUAAGGAAAGGGAGAAUACCUUUAGGUUUUAUAGAAGAAUUUGCUUUACAUUUACCCUUCUUUGUGUGCAUACCUCUGAAAAUUGUUAGAGUGGACAACAAAAGGACAUCGUGAGAUAAAAAGGUUUUGCUCACAGGAAUUAUUGCAAAGGGUUUUAAUGCUACAGAACUCUGCUUUGGCCAUCAAAUAUGCUGAAGAAUAAUGGGAGAUUCCUUUAGAACUGAACCAUGGAUGAAUAAUUAAGGCUGUAUGAGCUUGUGAAUAAUUUCAGACAUGGUAUCUGUAUAACAAGUACAGUGUCCAAAAUAAAACAAAUAUCUUACAUCGUUCUGGUACAUGAUUAAUACUGGUUAAAUGUGAUACAAUGGUAACACUAUACUGAAAUAUUUCGUUUUCCUUCAUGUCCAGUUUAAAUCUGAAUUUAUUAAUCUGGGGACAUUUAGUGUACUCUGCAAAGAAUUAAGGAAAGCAGAUUACAUAAAUGAAAGCACUCAACCCAGGUAUUUUUUAAAGAUGCUUCAUAACCUUGAUGCAGUGAGAAGUUCUGCAGUUGUAAAUUACAAAAGUGAAUUGCUUUCAAGUCUUGUUAUAUCAGAUCAGCAAUGAGCAAAGUCAGAUACUGCCACAGGAUUGGGGAGGUGGAGAGACUCAAUAAGUGAAAAAUUGAAAUGGCUUAUAAAUAUACUAGAAGGGAAGGAGGAAUAUAAAAACUGAAAUGGAAAAGGAUGGAAUACACAUUGCAGACAGGAAAAAAUGUGGAGGCUUCAGUACAAGAAGAGUACAUAAGUUGGGUAAAAGAGUAAUUGUAUUACACAUUAUUUCCAUCUCUCUGCCAUUGUAGCACUAGGUAACCGCUCUUUAGAGACUACAGUGGUGGUGAGAAGUGUUCAAAAAGUGUUCCUGUGUCAAGGAAAGACUAAAAUGUCACAAAAUCCAGAAAUGUGGGCCAUCUGUGAUCACCGUAAAACAGCUUUUAUUUUACAUUUAAAAUGUAACCCAGGAGCAGUUACAAAUACAAAAGCAUAAGUAGCUAUUCCAAGAUAAAUUGGACUGUUAUUUCUUAGGUCUUCUGAGGUAGCUUGUCAGAUAUGAAACUGAUACAUUGAAAUACUUUUUUAAAAAUCAGUGGACUUCCUUUUCAUCCUUGAGGAAAGCAGAUGGGGAGAAAUAAUAGGACCAUUCUGUUUCUAGUGCUUCCACCAUUCAGAUUGGAGCACUGUCUGGUUUUGCCUCUUAUGAAAUGGCUGACUUUAGACCCUAAUGGGCUUUUAAGAUUUUUCAUGUCAAAAUAAUUUUGUUACUAGAAUUUGAAUGUUUUGUGCUUCUAAGCUUGCAAUGAAAUAGCAAAAUCUU